Molecule: messenger RNA, 5702 nt
Organism: Carcharodon carcharias (great white shark)
Lineage: Eukaryota; Metazoa; Chordata; Chondrichthyes; Lamniformes; Lamnidae
Product: capZ-interacting protein-like
Exons: 7
Coding region: 460-1488 (342 amino acids)
Biological process (GO): protein localization to endosome; skeletal muscle contraction; retrograde transport, endosome to Golgi
Cellular component (GO): early endosome; WASH complex
Molecular function (GO): retromer complex binding; actin filament binding; phosphatidylinositol phosphate binding
Source: RefSeq, a predicted model, not a curated record
AGCAAACACAAAGGAACAGGUAGAAGCCGAGGAGCUGGAGGGUGAAAGUGAUCAGUGCACAGAUGCAGAUAGAGAGAAAGCAGACAGAGACAGAAGGAGGAACACAGAGAAUUCGUGUAAGGAGAAGAAGCAAAUCACUCAGGAAGAGUCAGUUGUUUCUGUUUGGCAGAUAAGGAGACAGGAACUCACAAAGUACCUCAAAGAGUUUACCGAAAGUUCUAAAACCUGGAAAGUUGUGUGAAUAGUUUGGAAUUGCGAAAGAUCUGGGUGUUUUCCCAGAGUGGCUAAACCAUGAACUAUGGUAUAUGUAACUAAUUGGUUGGUUAAAAAGGAACUUUGGAAAGAUACAGCAUCAGGACUGUCAUGGCCUGAGGGGGACAGGAUUAAAGAAGAAUGCUUUGCUGAUAAUAAUCAUACACGUGAAACUUGAAGGAGAGAUCAGGAGAUGCAAUUCAAACCAUGGAAGAAAAGCCUAUGUCAGUUGCUGCAUUAGCUUCAAAAUUCAAACAAGAAUCAAGCAACACCUUGGAAAAGAAUGAGAAACAACUCAAGGGGCCAAUUCGUAAAAAGCCUCCUUGCUCUCUGCCUUUGUGUGGUAUGAAGAAUAAUACUGAAACAGGCCAUAAUGCAGAUGAGAAGCCACCAGUUAACGACUCAACCCAUCGUCCAAAGUUGAAGGUGAAAACCUCCUCGCCUCUCAUUGAAAAACUCCAGGCCAACUUGCUUCUAUCCCCGACUGCUCUCUUGCCUGGGGUUGGUCCAAAGAGUCCAUUAAAAUCUUCCUUCUCGCCUUUUGCUAGUCCCGCUUCUACACCUGAUAGCCCUGGAGCACGUUCCCAAUCCAGCGAAUCAGAUGGAGGUCCAGCUACUUUUGACCAACCUGCAGAAGGAGAACCUUUGCACAGUUUCCACAAGAGUCGAGCACGUGUGUCACUGAAACGACGACCACCGAGCAGGCGAUUUAGACGCUCAGUCGCUGAAGAAUCAAGUAACUCUGGCAGUCCAGAAAAAAAGACACCUGCCAAGAACGUAGAACCAGAACAGAACGGAGCACCAGAUGAAGAAUGUGAUGACAUUUUUGUUGAUCAUGGAGUUCAAACUGACGAUGCAAACUCAAAGAACUCCCCCUCACCCAAAGAAGAUUCUUGCAUCUCACCUAAAGUGUCUUCACCUGAAGAGCCUUCACAGGAAGAGCUCAAUGACCUCUCGUCUUCUCAAAGCCAAGAAUCUGAAAUCUGUUCUGAUCAAAAUCUAUGUGAACAUAUUGAAGACAAUAAUAUCACUACAAACAAAACAGAUGAGUCUUCAAACAAAGAUAGUGAGGCCUCUGUCAGUAAUGACAGUAAUGAUCACAACACAGCAGGAAGUGAGACUGCAGUUUCUGACACCUCCAAUCAGGAACCCAAAACUGAAGAAGUAAAAACAGUCGAUACUGAGCAGCAGAACUCCAAUGCAGAGGAAAAGUCUCCUGGAGACACUGAAGACUAAAGAUGUGUGUAAUGAAUCCAGUUAAGUCAAUAUUCGUUGGAGGCUGAUAGGCUUUCAAAGCAACUCAAUUUAUUUUGCGUCUAUCUAGGUGACAGGUGAAAGAAAACUGAUUGUUCUCUUUUCAGCUCUUUUAUUUGCUAGGGUGUGUGUGAGCUUCAGUAAUAGUUCCCCUGCACAUUUAUGUUUAUUCUACUGGUUAUGGAGUGGACUUUUUCACACCCCCAUCCCAGUUUGAAUUAGCAUUUCCUUUUGUGAAGUAUGAUCUGAAAAUUUCUCUUCUGAAUAAAUGUUUAACUCAAACUGCACACCACAAGGAGUAACUGAGACUAGUGCAAUGCAACAAAAUAAUAUUGAACUGCUGGACCUUAAGAUUAGAUAUGCAUGUGCAGAAUAGCAGAUAUGAAACUUACACAUACAUACAUAAAUGAAAGCAGAAGUAAUAAUUCCAUGAAACCAAAGAUGAUGUUGUCAAAUAAAAAGACAAAUGAGAAGAACCCAAACCAAGCUCAAUAAUCAUUGGCAUUAAUUACUAAAAAUGUCAAAAAGCCCCAAAUAGCCAGGUGCUAAAUGCUGCUGGCUUGUAGCUUCAUCUCAAAAUGAGACAAUGUCUCUCUCCAAUAGAUAAAUAAAUGGAAGGUUACAGAUGUGUAUAUAUUAUGGUUGUCCUGUCUGUUAACCAGAUGCAUAAGCCUCAGUUUUAACUCUGGAUGGGAUGCUGUGCAUGGGGCCCAGGGGCAUGCUCACAUGCCAAGGCCUAGCAAAAUUUUAGCUCGUGGACCUAUUAAAGAUCAGACUUCUGCCCAAACAUGACAGCAAUCAUUGCCUGGUCAGUGGGUGAGAGCAGGAUUCAGAGGGGAACAAGGGUACUCCCCAGCAGUUGGGUGGGUCUCCGGGACUUUACUGGGCCUUAUUUGGCCUUCAGCUUGGAUCCUGGCAGUUUUGGUGUGGUGAGGGAACCUAACUGCUCCUCCAUUGAGGCCUCAAGUUAAAAUGGCAGAUAGGCAAGGAGGACAUUAUUGCAAUUGGCCAAUCAGGACAGGGAAGGAAUGGAUAAAUCCCUGCUCCAUUUUAACCCUCCAAUUCGCCCCAUGGGCUUGGUUUCCACCAGGCAGUGGAGUUAAAAUCAAGGCAACAGUUUAACUUAAUAUUAGUUGUCUAGGUUAAUGGAAUAUCUGUUUUUCCUGUUUGCCUUAUUAUUGAAAGCAAAGCUCUCCUGCUUCCAAAACCUACUUGGCUUGUGUUUCAAAACUAUCACCAAUAUAAGCCAUAAGGUAUAUUUUUUUGCUUAGAAAUUUUAGCUUCUGCAAAGCUUUCAUUCAAGAUAAUUGUUCAAGAAAAUUAUUGUUAUAGACACCUUUUUGAGGGGUUUUCUCUGAUUUUACUUCCCUCAACUUCUUGGAUUUUGUUUCCAAAUAAUUUGCUUCAAGCCGAGGAGUAGACUUUGAGGUCAGUAUUGUCUAAACCCAAGAAAGGAGAAGUACUCAGGAGCACAGAUUCUGGUUAAAUGUUUCUCAUUCUCAUAAAGAUCCAACUUUGUGCCUUUGAGAUUCCCUUGAGCUGUUAAAGCUUCCUACAAAUAUAGGAUUAUUUUAUUUCUACAUCUUUAACCAGGACAGCCCAGUGAGGUGCUGCAUUUAUAUGGAAACCUUUGGAGAAAGGCAGCAUUGGAAGGCUUCCUUAUGGUAAAAUUGCCUGAUGGAAGAUUUAAUUCCCUGCUUUUUGUAACUUAAUGCUGUGAAAUCUUUUAGUCUCUCCAGCAAUGGAAGGCAGAACUUUGAACCCCUCCAUUUCAACACUGAAUAUCCCCUAAUUACAGCAUGUCUGCAGGUGAUGGAAAUGGUGAUGUGGUCACACUUAACUGUUUAAUCAGUUCUAUUGCUUAAACACAUUUAAAAUGCAAAAUAAAUAUCAAUUGCAAGUCUAACUCUGAAAUGGAAAUUAUCCUCCUGGUGCAAUAUUUUUCAAAACGAAUACAUGUAGAAACUGUGCAAUUGGUAAAGUGAUUUACAUCAUUGCAUCAAUACAUGUGUCUCUCUCUAACAUCUUUAUAUUUGUUAUUUUUCAUGACAUUUACAAAAUCAAAAUAUGGAAGCCACAGAUUGAUUUGUCCACAGUGCAGCAUUUCCCACAUUACCUGCCUUUUCCCGUAGCAUUUAAAGUGAACUCUGGGCCUCUGAGCAGCCUGAAAAUUCCCUAAUUCCAUAUUUAUUAUUUUGUGAUGUCAUCAUAACUAAACUAACCCUAGUCACUACCCACUGCACACACAUGGAUGCUUAUUUUUAGUUGUUUUUCUGAAUAUCUCAAUGCUCACUGGCUUUCUUUACAUGGAUGAUUGGGCUUGUUCUAAUUGUUAAGCACCAUGCUCUCAUUAAAAGCAAUAUCUGGAUUUAAUUAACAUGUUGAUAUUUCAAAUUUGAUUUCUGGUGAUGAUUGCUAGGACUAAUACCCAUGCAUUCCAUUUGCAGACUUGCACUGCUCACCCUCAUUCUUAUCCUGAUUUCUGUUUUUUUCUGUAAUUUCUGAAAAGUACGAAUUUUCUCAUUUCAAUUUGUCUCUUCCAUUUGCCAGAACACACACAAAUGGGAAGAUGAUAUUCCUGUUCAAUAAGUUAUAUAAACUAGAGAAUGCAAAUUGAAAUUAUUACAAGCCAUCAGUGGCCUCUUUGGACAAUUGUGCAAGAGUUAUUUGUAACUUCAUUAUGGCUUUAGGGGUUGAAUAACAUAGAACUCUCAUUCUUGUAAAUCUGAGUUGGAGAACAAUUGAUUUGUAGAAUUGUAACUAUUUAAAUGAUUAUUCAUUUGACUCAAUAUAUGAAGGAUUUAAAGUUGCCUGAAUCAUUGUUUCAUUGACACUGGAACAAGUUCAUUCUUUGUAUCGACUAAAACAUUUCAGUGAAAAUAAAUUUAUCACCACAUGUUGCCUCAUCAAAGUAUAUCCAUGAAACACAAGAACAAAUUGUUUCAGUGGCAGCAAGUUAAUCCCAUCUGAUAUCUGCGAUGAUCUCUCAUUUCAAUGGCUGCUUGAAACAUGUAUGAUGGGGGCACAACAUUACUGUAAAUAACCCAAUUGCCAAACUUUACUGCAGUAUUCCCUCGUUUCAACCAAUGAUACAAUUUUACUUGUCAUUGAAUAACUUUCCCUAGCAACGGGUUUCAAAAUGCUGCUUUUAAAUUACUCAAUUGUUACUUCACGUUAGCCAAACUUUCACACAUUGGUCUAAAUCUCGAUCAACUAUCAGCCCAUACAAGAUACUGAGUUUAUUUUCAAUAAAAAUAAUGAAAUUCAUGAAGAGAAUAAUAAGAAAUCGAUCAGAAGGAAGCUUGAUCAAAAUAGCCCCAAAAUUUUCAAGAUGGUUACUAGCAUUGGAUAAUAGAAAAUUGAUAUAUCAGCAGAAAAAUCCAACUGUUAUAAAACAAUUAGCCAAAGGGCAGUGUUCAUGCUGAUUUUAAUGGGAUUCAUUUUGUGCCUUUGAAUCACAACAAAACAAAAACUGGAAUUGAAAAGCCCAACUUUUGCCUGGGUGCUCUAAACUGAAUGUCCUAACAGAAUCUGCAUGUAUAUCUCUUGGUGAUUUGCUGCAUAUUUUCAAAGCUGAAUAUUAUGAAGUAGAGCUAGAGCUAUAUAAGGAACUGUGCACAAUUUCUUAUUUACAGCCACCAAGUAGACUUCAGACAUGUUCAUUUUAUGUCACAUAAAUGUGAUGUUGUUAAUCAGAUAUUCCUUGGUAAAGGAUGUUUCCUCAGCUACAAGUUGAAUAUUGGUGUAAUUCAAUGAGAUGGUCUGAAAAGUGGGACACUUCCACCUCUACUAAUGUGUCCUAAAUAAAAGACUUCACAUGUAUUUUCUAUUUUGUUGUAAAACUGCUACUUAGUGUCCUUAGAAGAUGAAUCCCUUGAUCACACCAGAAGAUGUGCUUUAAUUGAAGUGAAAACGCUUUGAGUGAAAUGGUGUCUCCCAGCAGAAGCAUUUGAUUUGCUACUGGCCAAAUUAUUGUGUUACCUUGCAAUUAAUACUGUAAUGUAAAGCACACAGUUGCAAGUCAUGGGUUUAUAUUUGGGUAUAUAACAUGCGUUUGAAUAACUGUGUAUGUGAAAUUCUCUGUGGAGUGAGUUAUAUGCAAGAAGUGUCCGCUUUCCACUCUUGAUAAAAUGUGAUGCCAAAAAUGCUGCUUUUGUAAGCUUUUAACUUAAAAUAAAAAUGCAUUAUGAAAAUAA